AUUCCAGCAUGAGCUGCGCAGUGGCUGCGCAUCACCGCAUCAGUAGAGAGAGCUGCGCCGCGACGCGAUCUGCGAAGGUGCUGGACUCUGGAGCGCCACCUGGCGUCGCCAAGUUUUGCACUCUAGAGUCUAGAUUUUUAUUGUGUAUUGUCUCUGCAGUCUGCAUGGCUUUGCUUAGCUGUGUAGAUAAGGAAGGUAGUUUUUUGUUGAGUCGGGAGUGUGAAUCUAUAAAUACAGGUUAGGUCGCACAACAAACGAGCCACUUGACGAGUUGACUCGACGGCUCGACGCCCAUCAGCAGGUUAUAUGAGCACUGAGCAGUAUUAGACAUUAGUCCGUCUAACGGGGUGUCGUAGAUGCAGCCGAAAUAAUGCUCAUUACCACUUGAUUUUUCAUCGACAAUAUUUUAAAAAAGUAAACAAUCAGCAUCAUUACGCGAAACAAGAAAAUACAAUCAACCAUGGCCGGAGUCGAGGAGCAGGAGAAGCUGAUGGAGGACGCGAUCGGGGUCGUCAAAGUGCAGGCUCUGCAGAUGAAGCACUGUUUGGACAAGGCAAAGUUGAUGGACGCCCUGAAACAUGCCUCGACGAUGCUCGGCGAGCUACGCACUUCACUCCUCAGCCCCAAGAGUUACUACGAACUCUACAUGGCUAUCACUGACGAGCUCCGACACUUGGAGCUGUAUCUGCUGGACGAAUUUCAGAAGGGCAGAAAGGUGGCCGACCUGUACGAGUUGGUGCAGUACGCUGGCAACAUCGUGCCCAGGUUGUACCUCCUCAUCACCGUAGGCAUAGUGUAUAUCAAGACAAAUCCAUGCCUGAAGCGAGAUCUGCUGAGGGAUUUGGUGGAGAUGUGCCGAGGAGUUCAGCACCCUCUGAGGGGCCUAUUCUUGAGAAACUACCUGCUGCAGUGCACCAGGAAUAUCUUGCCGGAUAACUUGGAAGACAGCAAUACGGAUGAGGGAACUGUUAGGGACAGCAUUGACUUUAUUCUUAUGAAUUUUGCAGAGAUGAACAAGCUGUGGGUGCGUAUGCAGCAUCAAGGUCACAGCAGGGAACGAGAGAGGAGAGAGCGUGAGAGGGAAGAGCUCAGAAUUCUGGUUGGAACUAACUUGGUCCGGCUUAGUCAGCUGGAAUCCGUCACACUUGACAAAUACACAAAACUCGUUUUGCCUGGAAUACUGGAGCAGGUUGUCAGCUGCAGAGAUGCCAUCGCACAGGAAUACCUUAUGGAGUGCAUCAUUCAAGUCUUUCCAGACGAAUUCCACCUGCAAACCUUGAAUGCUUUUCUCAAGUCUUGUGCAGAGCUUCAAAAUGGUGUUAACAUAAAAAAUAUCAUUAUUUCUUUGAUAGACCGUCUUGCUGCAUUUAGUCAGAGAUCUGAUGGGGUAGGAGGUCCGGGAAGCCCAAAUCAAGUGUCUGGAAUUCCCCAAGAUAUACAGUUGUUUGAUGUGUUUAGUGAUCAGGUGUCAACCAUUGUACAGACAAGGCAGGAUAUGCCUUUGGAAGAUAUAAUAUCUUUGCAAGUAGCAUUAAUUAACCUAGCUUAUAAGUGUUAUCCUGAUAGAGUGGAUUACGUGGACAAAGUUUUGCUGAACACUCAUCAAAUAUUUCAGAAAAUUCACACGGAAACGCUGGAAUACAACAGUGCAGUUUCAAGGGAACUUUCAAGACUUCUCAAGAUACCAAUUGACAACUACAAGAAUAUGUUGACAGUAUUGAAAUUGAAGAAUUACAGACCACUUCUAGGCUACUUUGAUUACGAGGGAAGAAAAUUGUUGGCUAGCUAUAUUGUAGCAAAUAUACUCGACAAUGAAACACUUAUUCCAUCUCCAGAUCAAGUGGAUGCAAUUUUAUUAAUGAUUGCGCCACUUAUACAGGAUCAAGCUGAUCAUACCACUGAAGAUGAUCCAGAAGAGUUUGCUGAGGAGCAGGGAUUUUUAGGCAGGCUAAUACACUACUUCAAGUCAGAUGUUUCAGAUGAACAAUAUAUGAUUCUUAGUACUGCAAGAAAACAUUUUGUAACUGGUGGUAGCAAGAGAGUCAGGUAUACACUUCCACCUAUAGUUUUUCAAGCAUAUCAGUUGGCAUUCACAUACAAAAAUUUACAAGCAGAAGAUGAAAUGUGGCAGAAGAAAUGUCAAAAGAUUUUCCAAUUUUGUCACUCGACCAUUACUUUACUAAUCAAAGUUGAACUGGCUGAGUUACCUCUUAGGCUAUUUUUACAAGGAGCCUUGGCUAUUGGCGAAAUCAGAUUUGAUAAUUUUGAAAUGGUAGCUUAUGAGUUUAUAAGUCAAGCUUUUUCUAUUUAUGAAGAUGAGAUUAGUGACUCAAAGGCACAGUUUGCUGCUAUAACGCUCAUCAUUGCAACUUUUGAACAAAUGAAUUGCUUCGGCGAGGAGAAUGCAGAGCCUGUUCGAAAUCAGUGUGCCUUAUAUGCCAGUAAACUCCUGAGAAAGCCAGAUCAGUGUCGAGGUGUGGCUACUUGCUCUCACAUAUUUUGGUCUGGAAAGUCUCUGAGUACAGAUGGAAAAGAAAUGCAGGACAAGAACAAAGUAUUAGAUUGUUUGAAAAAAGGAAUCAGAAUAGCAAAUCAGUGUAUGGAUAUUUCUGUUCAAGUCCAAUUGUAUAUAGAACUUUUAAAUCAUUAUAUAUACUUUUAUGAAAAGGGUAACACUGCAGUCACCGUUCAGAUCUUAAAUCAAGUGAUCUCUAAAAUUAAAGAUGAAUUACCAAAUUUGGAAAUAAGUGAAGAGACUGAGCAAAUACAGAAGCAUUUUGCAAACACAUUAGAUCAUUUGAAAAAUAGGAUGGAAUCGCCAGAGGCAGAGGGGCAAUUGUAUGACGGACUUGUUUUGUAAUUAAUUUAAAGAAGGUUUACCUAAUAUUGUUAUAAUAUUUGUUUAACAAAGAAUAUAUAUAUAUAUGUAAUGUAAGAAAUCGACAUUUGAUUAAAAAAAAAAUAUAUUGAAAAAA
Molecule: messenger RNA, 2975 nt
Organism: Nasonia vitripennis (jewel wasp)
Lineage: Eukaryota; Metazoa; Arthropoda; Insecta; Hymenoptera; Pteromalidae
Gene: Vps35
Product: vacuolar protein sorting-associated protein 35
Exons: 1
Coding region: 461-2860 (799 amino acids)
Biological process (GO): intracellular protein transport; retrograde transport, endosome to Golgi
Cellular component (GO): retromer, cargo-selective complex; retromer complex; late endosome
Source: RefSeq, a predicted model, not a curated record